AUGUCGAAUAGAAGAGAGUUAUUGGAAAAGCUAAGGAACAUAGAUGAAGAGUGUUCCGAUAUAGAAUCAGAUGCAACAAAUUGGGAACUAUCAUCUGAAGAUGAAUCGGAUUAUAUUCAAAGUGAGACAUCUGAUGCUGAAGAUAGCGAUGAAGAGGCGAUCACCAACGAUGAAAAUGAAAGUGUUAUCAAUAUGCCCAGGAAAAGGUGUAGGGUGCUAAGUAGUUCAGACUCUGAUGAAGAAACUGAAAACACCUUUCAAGAGACCGAAACAGCUGCCGAUGGUACUGUGUGGUUAAAAUUUGACGAAGGUGGUAUUCCUGGAAGGUUACCAUCUACUUGUGUUUUCAAGGGUGUGAAAGGACCAACAGGCUACGCAAAAAGGACGAUCAUUGCAGAUAAUCUUGUCAGUGCAUUCUCGUUGAUAAUAGAUAACUAUAUUAUCAAACAUAUAAAAAAGUGCACAGAAGAAGGCCGCCGAAUUUUGGGGUACGAUUGGACAACAACAUUACCGGAAAUACGUGCAUUUAUUGGGAUUUUAUAUGCUCGUGGAGCCUGCGAGGCAAAAAAUUUAAACUGA
Molecule: messenger RNA, 579 nt
Organism: Orussus abietinus
Lineage: Eukaryota; Metazoa; Arthropoda; Insecta; Hymenoptera; Orussidae
Exons: 1
Coding region: 1-579 (192 amino acids)
Source: RefSeq, a predicted model, not a curated record